Messenger RNA from Poeciliopsis prolifica (blackstripe livebearer), 1526 nucleotides. RefSeq names its product serine/threonine-protein kinase pim-2-like. Gene Ontology annotation, biological process: negative regulation of apoptotic process; regulation of mitotic cell cycle; protein autophosphorylation. The record is from RefSeq and is a predicted model, not a curated record. The transcript is spliced from 9 exons. Gene Ontology annotation, molecular function: protein serine/threonine kinase activity; ATP binding. Bases 75 to 1292 code for a protein of 405 amino acids. Gene Ontology annotation, cellular component: cytoplasm. NCBI's taxonomy places the organism in Eukaryota, Metazoa, Chordata, Actinopteri, Cyprinodontiformes, Poeciliidae.
GAUAGAGUGAGACGUAACUACGAGAGAUAAAACUGCCAACACUUGUAAGUGGAGAUCAACACUGAAGAAAAAAAAUGGCCAAAGAACGUAAAAGGAAAGCAAAAACGCCUGCCCUCAGGAGACGACGAGAGGGCAACAGCGGGAUGAUGUCACCAAGCACAGACUCUGUCGAGGACAACAGACCAAGGAAAAGGAAAAAAGCUGCAGAUGAUACCCCCAGAAGACAGAUCAUGGUCUCUCAGAUGGCCGGAGCCUCCACACGCUGCCAGGUCCCGACCAGAACAAUGAGGAGACUGAAUGCAGAGGAAUCUUCACCUCCAGCCAAGAAGAAGAAGAAGAGACUCCUGCAGAGGGUUCGACCCAAAGAACGUUCGUCCUCCUGGGACAUCAGCUCAGAAUCCAUCUCCAGACCCGCAUCGGCAGAGGACUUUGAGGUACCACCAAAAAAGAAAAAGAUGAAGAUGGAGGAAAGAAGAGUGGAUUCCUUAACUCAAAGAGCCAAAUUCCAGGAAAAGUAUAUCGAGCUGCAUCAGCUGGGAGAUGGUGGUUUUGGAUCUGUGUUUGCUGGAUAUCGGGUUGAGGGUAAAUUGCCUGUGGCUAUCAAACAUAUCCCAAAAGACAAAGUGGUCAUCAAACAUAAGGAUGAGAACGGCAGGGAGCUGGCCAUGGAGGCUGUAAUCAUGCUGAAACUGAGGUCUGCAACAGUGCCGCAGUUAGCCAUGGUCUCCCUGCUGGACUGGUACGAUCUGGAUCAGGAGCUGAUUUUAGUGAUGGAGCGGCCCAUGUUUGCUGAGGACCUUCUGGUCUAUCUCAAAGAGCGUGGAGGUUGUCUCAAUGAGAAGGAGGCAAAGAUCAUACUGAAACAGCUAGUAGAAGCAGCGCUCUACCUUCAGAAUGCAAACAUCUUCCACAGGGACAUUAAGGUGGAAAAUAUCCUGAUUGAGACCACCGCAAAAAGACUACAAGUCUAUCUGAUAGACUUUGGUUUAAGCUGCUUUGAUGACAGAAGAAAACAUAAACUACUGUGUGGUACUCCCGAACAUCUCCCACUGGACUGGUUCAUGCACAGCAACUACUGUGCUGAACCCAUAACAGUGUGGCAGCUGGGUGUGGUGCUGUUCGAGGUGGUCCACAAGAUGCGCUUCAACACCCACAGCUUCUUGAAAAACAAGCUGAAGAUCAGCAAGAGGCUCUCCAAAAACUGCCAGGAUGUUCUGACAAAGUGUCUGAUGGUUGACCCUAUGGAUCGUCCCACCCUGGAACAGCUGCUGGGCCACCCUUGGUUUUCAUAGACAACACACACAUGCACGCACACACGCAUGAACACACAUGCAUAUGUUUAUGGACACAUACAUACAUCUAGUGAAUGCCUCACUUUCAAAUUUUAACCUUUUUGAUGUUGAUGUAAACAAUUCUAAACCACACUUCUUUCCUCUUUCCCUAUGUUCCUUCCUUCUUUCCUCUUUCCCUAUGUUCCUUCCUUCUUUCCUUCCUUCCUUCUUUCCUUCUUUCCUUCCUUCCUUCCU